This is a messenger RNA of Owenia fusiformis, 1056 nucleotides long. The record is from the annotation of a GenBank genome assembly. NCBI's taxonomy places the organism in Eukaryota, Metazoa, Annelida, Polychaeta, Sabellida, Oweniidae.
AUUCUUUUGAGUUAUGAUUUGUCCAAUGUUGUAGUUGUGUACACGACGGUUGCAAUGGGUAUUAAAUAUACAAUUGUAUGUUUGUUUUUACUUCCAUGUUUGGAUUUCGUUGUAGCUCAAGCCAAUCAUCCGUGGUCAUCCUGGACAGCACUUGACGACUACGUGAACAGGACUGAUCCCAACUAUGCUUGGAACCAGGUAGCAGAAUACCGCCGAGAGAGGGCGACAGUGUACUGCAUCAACAUGACAUCACAAAUGUGGAAAGAUUCUAGUGUACACUCGCAGCCUCUAUGGUGGCAUCAAUUGAUUGUUGCUAUCCCCGACAACGUUCAGUACUUUGACUCUGCCCUCGUCUACAUCAGCACUGGCAGUAACACUGAUACAGAUCCUCCACCAGAGACUGACUGGAGAGUGAACGCCUCUGCAGCUUUUGCAUCAGAGAUGCGUGGAGUGGCUGCAUACUUGAAACAGAUUCCCAACCAACCAAUAGUCUUUACAGCUGAUGAGACUCAAACAAGACGAUGGGAAGACAGAAUAAUUGGCUGGACUUGGCGAAGAUUUGUCAUGGAAGAAAAUGGUACAGAUCCAGAAAUACUUCUCAGAAUGCCGAUGAUUAAGGCUGUCGUACGUGCCUUUGACACAGUUGCUUCAUUUACCAAUCAGCAGGACAACCGCUUCAACAUUGACAAGUUCAUUCCCGCUGGUGAAUCCAAGCGUGGUUGGACAACAUGGAUGGUUGGCGCUGUAGACAGGCGAGUCGUAGGAAUUGCACCAAUGGUUCUAUCAUUCAUGAACUUUAAACCUAUGUUACAGAAAUAUUGGAGAUCAUUGGGCGGGUGGACGUUUGCUUUCAACAGCUACUGGAGAGAGGGUCUAACUACACAAAUCGGGGCUCCUCUAAUGGAUCGAAUGGCUGAUCACAUCGACCCAUAUAGUUAUCGGGACCGUCUCAAUAUGCCUAUUUUCUACAUGGCAGCCGGGGGUGAUGAAUUCUUCCCCCCAGACGACACAAACCUCUUUUGGGAUGAACUGAAGAAUCCAAAAAUGGUCACGUAA